Messenger RNA from Geodia barretti, 1164 nucleotides. The record is from the annotation of a GenBank genome assembly. Lineage: Eukaryota; Metazoa; Porifera; Demospongiae; Tetractinellida; Geodiidae.
AUGGGCAGCCGGACGCUCGCGGCAGGCGUGAUCGUCGGCUCUGAUCUGGCGUACUGGGCGGAGGCGCUCCGCUUUGCCGGGUCGAUGGUGGCGCGGCAGCAGUUUCUUCCGGGUCUGACGACCGACAAUGAUGCGCCCCGCGCGACGUGGGAUCCCAUCUUUAUGGGGACGGACGCGGAACGGCUGCCCGCGCUGGCCGGGCGGAUGCCCGCGGCUGCGCGGGCGCUCUCCGAGCCCGGCGCAGCCGCGCCUCCUGAGAGGCCCUCCACCGAGGUGCUCAGGCAGUUUGUGGCCACGCUAACGGACCACCUGGUGCGCACCGCAGCCUCUGAUGCGUCUCUACCCGCGCCCCGUCGUCGCAGGAAGAAGCCAUCCUUCGUCAGCGUGCACGACGCUUGGCUUCAUGCCCUCAGGUCGAAAGACGGGACCGUUGCGGGAGAUGAGUACGAUCUCUCCCAGUUCGCCGCACAGGUCCGCGAAUGGCGGCGACCGGUCGCGGUUUCGGAAGGUUCCCAGUUCCGCCUCUGCUUCCGCCUAGAGGAACCGGAAGAUACUGCGGGGACCGAUAGGGCGGAUGACAAGACCUCCAAUGACGGAUGGUACGUCCGCUAUCUGCUCCAGCCUCACGACGAUCCGAGCCUUCUCAUACCGGUAGAAGAAGCGUGGAAGGCCAGGGCCCGCACGAAAUCCGCGCUCAGGCGUAACGGCUCGAACGUGCGGGAGUUCCUGCUCUCCUCGCUGGGACAGGCUUCCGGCAUCUGUCCUUCAAUCACGGCCAGCCUCGAGAACGCAAGGCCCGCCGGAUACUUGCUUGACACUGCGAGAGCUCAUCAGUUCCUGACCGAGGAGGCCGUCGCACUUGAGCAGGCGGGCUACGGCGUGAUGCUUCCUGCUUGGUGGACGCGCAAGGGCACGAAGGUCCGGCUGGCCGUCCAGGCCAAGGUCAAGAGCCCGAAGAUGCAGGGUGGAAGCGGUCUGUCUCUGGAGACGAUUGUCCAGUUCGAUUGGGAAGUGGCCCUCGGAGACCAGAGGCUCACCCUCCGGGAGCUGGAGGCGCUUGCGCGGAUGAAGGCCCCGCUUGGUCAGGGUCCGCGGUCAAUGGGUCGAGAUGAGCGCCCAGGAGAUUCAGGCGGCGAUCGAUUUCUGGAGGAAGAAGGGAUCUGA